UGUUUCAUUGUUAUUUUUACUCAGUAUUAAAGGACAAAAAGACAGUUUCUGUCAUCUCAAUUAAAAUAAUACGUUUAUGUGAUUCUUCCAGUUUUUAAGACUGUUUUAAGCAGAGUGAGAGCUAAAAAAGCAUUGAUAGAUAAUGACUGAUGCAUACAGGAUGAUAUCAAGUUUUGUGCUUAUUUUUAUAUGUUGCUCAACAGCAUACGCAAGACCCUAUUAUGAACAGGAAAACGAUCUACUGCUACAGCUAGAAGAUGUUAUCCAGGAUGAAGACAUCAAUCAGCUUUCCCCGAAAGAAAUACUGAAUGAAAUUUUUGAUUUAAGUGAAGACGUGAGCGAGGACUAUUUGCCAAGACUUCAAUCAUUAUUAGCUAACAAAGGGAAAAGGAAAAGGGUACGGUGUUAUUACUUAGACGAUGGUACCGUUGUUUGCGUGAAAAAGAAAGCUAAAUAUGGAGAUGAAAAAUGCACAUCAAGUCAAACAUUCUUUAAAGGGAGAUGCAUUGAUUGAAGGAAACUUCUGCCUUUUAUUAUUAUCCUUAUUAUUUACAUAAUUAGGAACACGUUUGCUGCUAUGUAUGUCUUAUCACACACACAAAAACAUGUAUUUCCUUAUAUUCUUACUACUUUGUUGUGUUUUUUAUAUUUUGUACUUUCUUUUAUACAAAUAUUCCUAAAAUACAAUGACAGCAGAUAAAUACGUUGUUGUUGAUGUGAAAAAGAAGUGAUGUGGCUUCGUAAAAGCAGGUGGAGUUUGAAGGUAGGGUACUCAACCUUCUUGGUCCAGGGGAAAUUACUCUUUUCCUUCUUAUGAAAAAACUUCUGAUGCUUUAGAAGUACAAACUUUCUCGAAAUAAAUCUUUUGCGAGUUUUUAUCAAUUUGAAGUAACUGUAGGAACACCAAAAAUAAAGCUCUUCCAAGUGAAGUGUACAUCGAGGUGUCAACCGAUACAUGUGAGUGGAUUUUUUGCCGAUGACAGGUCUCGCAACAGUGAAUGGAAUUCUUAUUUCUUAAAAGCAAUGCUUGAACGAUG
This is a messenger RNA of Hydractinia symbiolongicarpus, 1037 nucleotides long. RefSeq lists its product as uncharacterized. Lineage: Eukaryota; Metazoa; Cnidaria; Hydrozoa; Anthoathecata; Hydractiniidae. The record is from RefSeq and is a predicted model, not a curated record. The coding region runs from base 143 to 514 and encodes 123 amino acids. The transcript is spliced from 4 exons.